This is a messenger RNA of Microthlaspi erraticum, 1275 nucleotides long. The record is from the annotation of a GenBank genome assembly. Lineage: Eukaryota; Viridiplantae; Streptophyta; Magnoliopsida; Brassicales; Brassicaceae.
AUGUACGUGACGAGGCCAUUGUCGCAGUUUAGAAGGUAUCAGAAGACGCUCUCAGAGGAGUCACCGGAAGGUCCGUUUUCCGGCGUUCUGGUGAUCACAGACGAAGAAGCAGAAACAGAGGACACGUUCUGUUUCGGGAUGUGUAAAAGGACAAAAAUCGAGAAGCUUCCAUUCCCUCAAGACAAGAUCAUGUCAGUUGUUCACACAGACAGUUCUGGUAACAGAGAGACUUCGGUUAAGAAGGUCUUGUUCAUACCAGCUCUCGAUCAACCAUUGUCUUCAAACCGGUAUUACGUUGUUCACGCUAGAGGCAGACACAAAGGGAAAGUGUGUGUGUGUUCUAGUGAAAUAGAGAAAGGAUUUUGUUGUUUUCCAGAUAUCUUGCAUGACAAGAAACCUAAACCUUUGGAUCCAAGAAACAUAUAUCAGACAGUAAAGAUCAACCGGCAUCACGAGCAGACGUUCUUUGCGAAAUCAGUUGCUCCAGAUGGUGUACCGCCUUCAUUUCUUAAGAAGAAAGGGUGGGAGCUAAGAACCACGAGGAGUCUGCAUCCGAGGAGACCUAGAGAAGCUCUAGGCCUAGAUGAUGAGCUUAGAGCCCGUCUCCCUGAAUUUGAAUUCCCUAUCACUACAAUUCGGUCUGGGAGUGUUAUAGUGGGAGAAUGGUACUGCCCGUUUAUGUUUGUGAAGGAGAAUUGUAGUGUAAGUCACCAAAUGAAGAAGUCAAUGUUCUAUAGGAUGACACUGUCCCAAUACUGGGAACGGAUCUACCACUGCGAGAACAGUAACUUGAAUGAAACCAACAAUGAUAUCGACAGAGACAAUGAUGAAAAUGAAGAAGAAGUGGUGAGAGUAGAGGCAAACGUGGUGAGAGAGGCGAACUAUGUGAAGGGUAUGGAGGCGGUUAAGGGGGAGAAAGAAGGGCAUGGAGGGUUUUAUUGGUAUAGGCAGCUUCAAGUUUCGGGGAGGAGGAAGACGGGUCUAAGGUCAGCGGUGGGGCUGAGUUUCGCGGUUGUGGAAAGGAUGAGAAGGGUAAUGGAGGAAGGAGGGUGGGUGGGAGGUGGGAGGAAAGUGGUGAGAGUGGAGAGAGAUGAGCCAAUUAGGGUUUCUAGAAGAGAUCAGUUUAGGGGUAUGAAUGAUAACAAUGAUAGAGAUUGGAGGAGAUUUGGGUGUUAUGUGUUGGUGGAGAGUUUUGGGUUGAGAAGAGCAGAUGGAGUUUUGUUGGUUAAAUGUGUAUUUAGACAUUCUCAAAGACUGAGAUGUAAGUGGGAGUGA